Striga asiatica is the source of this 366-nucleotide messenger RNA. NCBI's taxonomy places the organism in Eukaryota, Viridiplantae, Streptophyta, Magnoliopsida, Lamiales, Orobanchaceae. The record is from the annotation of a GenBank genome assembly.
AUGGUGGAGAAGGGAAGCAAACCGAGGGCGGCGGAGGUCGUCACCAGGGAGUACACCGUCAAUCUUCAUAAACGCCUCCAUGGAUGUACCUUCAAGAAGAAGGCACCGAAGGCCAUAAAGGAGAUAAGGAAAUUCGCCCAGAAGGCCAUGGGCACAAAGGACGUUCGAGUUGAUGUGAAGUUGAACAAGCACAUUUGGAGCCGUGGGAUUCGGAGUGUUCCCAGGAGAAUCCGUGUUCGUAUUGCGAGAAAGAGGAACGAUGAUGAGGAUGCCAAGGAAGAGCUUUACUCUCUUGUGACUGUUGCCGAGAUUCCAGAAGCAGGGUUGAAGGGAUUGGGCACCCAAAUCAUUGAGGAUGAUGAAUAA